AUGACCUUUCUCGGGGUGUUGAGUGCAGCUCUGGCAGCGGCUGGCCUCGGAUGGUAUGUCAUUCUAUGGGCUUUGUGCCUACUUGGCUGGUCUGUUGCGAAGAAGUUGUUCAGUGCGUCUUGGCCGCGCUCACCCCUGUCGUCUACGGAUCCACCACGCAACGAAGCCGUGCAAGGUGUCUCCAUCCUUCGUCCGUUAGCCGGCCUAGACUGCAAUUUGUACACCAAUCUGUGCUCUACGUUUGAGCAGCAAUACCCCACCGACAAAUUUGAGGUCAUUAUGAGUGUACGUUCCCACAACGACCAAGCCCUGAGCGUAGCACAACAAGUGGCUUCACGAUACCCGCACAUUGCGCAUACCAUCAUUGUGGGCGAUAUGGAAGCUGGCGUCAAUCCCAAGAUCAACAAUUUGGUCCGUGGCUAUGCUUCUGCCAAGUUUGACAUUGUCUGGGUGGUAGACAGCCAAGUAUGGCUGAGCCCUUGGGCCAUGGGACGGGCUGUAGAUGCCUUGUUGCUUCCACCUCCUACACCCUCACCCACCCUGCUACAUCGUAAGCCGCAUGGUGAUCGUGUGGGUAUGGUGCAUCAUGUUCCGCUCGGCGUGCUACCUGCUGAUACCUGGGCCUCGCAUGUGGAACGUGUGUUCCUCAGUACGACGCAUGCGAAAAUGUAUUUGGCCAUCAAUGCCGUGGCUGUGGAUAGCUGUGUGAUGGGCAAAAGCAACAUGUACCGCAAGAGUGACUUGGAGCGUGUACCUGACUCGUUCUUCCACUACGAUCCGCACGAUGCCGGGAUCGGCAGUCGUGCCUUUGAGCACGCCAGGCAAGGCGAUGCCGACGAUGUGGUGCGCACCAGUGCCAGGCCUCUGGCCCGGUUUGGCAUUUAUUUGGCGGAAGACAAUAUGCUAGCGCUUAGUUUAUGGCGUCCGCCUGUGCAGCUGGCCCAUCGAAUCUCGCCUGGCGAUGUGGCGCAAGUGGCUGUGGGCGAUAUUCAGACCCUGGCCGAGUAUGCCAAGCGGCGUAUGCGCUGGAUCCGUGUACGCCGUCAUAUGGUGCCAGAGGCUACGUACGUCGAGCCGUUCACCGAGAGUCUUGUGGCGGGACUGUGUGGUUGGUGGGGCGUGUAUGUGUGGCUCCUUGCGCCGUGGUUCGGCCCUCUAUCGCAUCCGUGGAUCGCAUUUGUAGGCUUCUAUGCCCUGCAUUUGUUCGCUUGGUACCAAGUGGACAUGAGUGUAUUUGCUUCGCUGCGUCGUAGCGAGCCGCUGCCAGAUGCCGAGAAGCACUAUGUAUGGGGCGCGUGGUGCCUACGUGAACUCUUAGCCCUGCCCAUCUGGGCUCUACGGUGA
Molecule: messenger RNA, 1344 nt
Organism: Malassezia pachydermatis
Lineage: Eukaryota; Fungi; Basidiomycota; Malasseziomycetes; Malasseziales; Malasseziaceae
Product: glycosyltransferase family 21 protein
Exons: 2
Coding region: 1-1344 (447 amino acids)
Biological process (GO): glucosylceramide biosynthetic process
Cellular component (GO): membrane
Molecular function (GO): ceramide glucosyltransferase activity
Source: RefSeq, a predicted model, not a curated record